AACAAGGUCGGUUAGUUCUCCUGAAGAUAUCUUCCUCGUAGGUGCUGCGUCAGAAAGUGGCGGCUUCAAUUUUCCACGGCGAGUUAUAAUAUACAUUACGUAACUUAUAGGAGGAGGAGAAGCCGCUUUUGAAGAAAAAAUAGGACCGGGCACUAAAAUAGAUUAACGGACGUCAACGUUUUACCGACUCCUCCCGAUUAUAUUCUUUCCGUUACGAAUCCUAGCUACUCGAUAUUCAUCACUCCUAAGGCCGACGCGUGCAAUUGCCAUCCUUCCAUUGCCCCCCCCCCCCCCCCCCCCCCCCCCCCCCUCCUCCUCCUCCUCUCUCUCUCUCAAGAUUCUUGGCAUCGCUUGCUUUCACAAUCAUCCCUUGGGCUGUCCUCAAAACAUUCUUGGAUUCUCAGAGAGAUAAAACAAGGUCAUUGCAAGGGUCAAGAGCUCCUUUUGGGUCUAAUAUGUGCAAAUGAAAACAUAUGAGCUAGAUCCUGAUGUUACUCGGUGGGGUCUCAAUCAACUAGAUGUUUGCACCCUUACAAAUAGCGGUUAUUGUAGUACCAUCACUCAAUAUGACCAAGAUUUGAGUCAAGUUGAGUAUGUCAGAGAAGGUUUUUCUGAGAAUGCUCAUGUGGAGAAUGAUGAGGCUGUAGCACGUGCUCUUCAAGAAGAAUUUACACGAAUCGAUUCUUUUGAAGUUUCUGGAUUAUCUAAUGCCAUGGAAGAGCAUUUGCAAGCAUCUGUUCUUGCACAGGAUUGGCUUGGUCCUUCAGAAAGACAUCACAGUUCUGGGCAUGAAAAUGAUAAGAAAGCAGCAGAUAAUCCUGGCAGAAAGACGGAGGAUGCAGAUUCCAGAAUAAACAUAAUAGAAAAGACUGAUGAUCAUAGGGCAACUGAAAAUGAUGUAGCGGCUGAAAUUGAAAUUUUCGGCUCAUGCUCUAGCCCACGAGAACAAUCAUCAAAUGUGGAGGACCUGUUGCAUACAUGGGACAUAACAGAUGAGUUUGCUCUGGAUGGUGAAGUAGGCAAAAGAUUUAAUCAGAUGGUUCCUGUUCCUCAUGUUCCUAAAACAAAUGAGAAAAUACCCUCUGUUGACGAAGAAAUAUCAGAUCACCAAAGGCUGCUAGAGAGACUGCAGUUAUAUGAGCUGAUUGAGCUUAAGGUUCAAGGAGAUGGUAACUGUCAGUUUCGUGCUUUAUCUGAUCAACUGUAUCGUUCUCCUGGGCACCAUGAUUUUGUAAGAGAACAGAUCAUUCGACAGCUUAAGUCUCACCCGGGAAUAUAUGAGGGUUAUGUCCCCAUGGCCUACCAGGACUAUUUGAAGAAAAUGAGCAAGAGUGGUGAAUGGGGUGACCAUGUGACAUUGCAAGCUGCUGCAGAUUGGUAUGGUGUCAAGAUAUUUGUGCUAACUUCAUUUAAGGACACAUGCUAUAUUGAGAUCCUUCCACAUAUCCAGAAGUCCAACCGAGUUAUUUUCUUGAGCUUUUGGGCUGAGGUGCAUUACAAUUCAAUUUAUCCGGAAGGAGCUUUAAGCUUGUAUUCAGCAUUUGGCCGGAUUUAUUCUAUCCUUAGUCUUCACUUGCAAAGCCCCACUUGCCUUCGGAGGAAUGAGUAAAGGUAAAAUUACCAAAAUAACAGUUAAGGUCUAUGUUUAACUUCUCUAAUCGACUAGUUCAGCUCCAAGUUGACCCACUGUCAUGACGGGACAUACUGCAAGAUUAAGUUUUGAAUCAAAGGUAUUUUGGGACAACCUUUACACCAGCAUGCAAAUGGAGUUGGAAGCUUUUUUUUUUUUCAAAUUAGACUGCUAGAUAAAGAUGGUAAAUACUGGAAUAUACAAGUACUGUAGGAGAGCUAGAGAUAGAGGAACUGGCAGAAAAGGCAAGGGAAUUGAGUGCAAGCGUGUAUCAAGCCUUCUAUUUGAUAUAGACAACUCAUUGUUAAGGAGCAAUGCCUUACUGAAUUUCUAUCUAUAUGUUUUCUCCAGUUACCUAGCCCCUAAAAUCUGAACUUCAAAGUCUCGAGAUGCUGAACAACACAUUCCUUAGCUAUAUCCUUAAUUUGCGUAUGCAUUGGACGGAGGCAUCUGGGAAUGUAGGGACCAAGUAAAGAGAAACGGUGGCUGAAUUUGUGACUAAAAUUAUUAAUAAAACGAACAUUAUAAAGAAAAACUAAUGAUUAUGCAAACAGCUAUUGAAAAAGGUUUGCAGAGAUUAUAAACAUUAUUGAUGAUAGAACAGAGCCAAGAUAAGGCCCUACAUCUUAAAUUACCGUUGGCAUUAAACUAGAUCAAUCAUAUUUAUUAUCAACAUUUGCAAAGUUUUAAUGAUUUUAAUUUGCUGUGUUGUCUCGUGUCUAGAUCUACCUCCAUCCAUGAAGAAGAAGAAGAAAUGGUGGAGUUUUGGAAGCCUAAUCAGCUCGUGAUGGUGUUUAGGUGGGUUUCUCGUUUUGGGUGACUGCUGGUGCUGCGCGUCCGAUUCUUUUGUACAUAUUACGUUAUAUUUGAUUGAUUUUAAGGUCCUUUGGUCGGAGGACCCUUUAAUUUGUUUAUGAUGCAUUUAGAAGAGGGGGUUUUCGAACACCUCCAUUUUAGAGAUUGGGAGUUGUGCCAAUCAGAUUAUAGGCCUUUGGCAUAUGGGCCCCUUUGGAAGAAGGGGUUUUCGAACACCUCUAUUUUGAAGGUUGGGAGCUAUGCCAAUCAGAUCAUAAGCCUUUUGGCAUAUGGCCCUACAAUGUAUGUGUAUAUAUAUUAUAUCAAUCAUUUUUGUAUGUCAGUUUAAUUAAUGUUAUUUUUCAUUAGCAUUUAA
This is a messenger RNA of Carya illinoinensis, 2801 nucleotides long. Its product is annotated as OVARIAN TUMOR DOMAIN-containing deubiquitinating enzyme 9. The transcript is spliced from 11 exons. The coding region runs from base 464 to 1609 and encodes 381 amino acids. Gene Ontology annotation, molecular function: cysteine-type deubiquitinase activity. Gene Ontology annotation, biological process: protein deubiquitination. The record is from RefSeq and is a predicted model, not a curated record. Lineage: Eukaryota; Viridiplantae; Streptophyta; Magnoliopsida; Fagales; Juglandaceae.